UGAUCUCGGUCGGUCUCGCCGUCAGUUUCCCGGCAAACGCUGCUCGGGGAGGCGGGAAUCGAGGAGGCCGUGAGGGUGCCAGACUUGUGAAGGCAGAGGAGUGUAUCGAGCCAUCAACAAUGCAGUGUACCGGACUAUUACCAGAAGUCGCGCUGAAGGCUGCCGUCCCGCCGCCCAGCCCGGCGACCCUUCUUCACCGCACCAUCCAGCGCCGGCUGACCCUGGGUCAGGUCACCGCCGGUCGUCGCGCCCGACGCAGGCUCUUCUCUGCUGUCGAUGCCGACGAUGUGAGCCGCUUCGUGAAGCGAGAGCUGGCGGCCAUCCGGGCCGCCGACCGGCGCCGCUACAACUUCGACUUUGAUCGGAUGGAGCCGCUGGAGGGCCGGUUCCAGUGGGAGAGGGUGGGCGGCUGUCCGAGCCCCUGUGAGAACACCCCUCUGCACCGAUCGGCCAGGAGGCUGCAGCUCGACUGUCCCCAAGGAGAGCCCACCGACGGCCUGGACAGCGCGCGGUCACCCCUCACCUGCCCCGGAAAACACAGGAUCGGUUUCCAGUCGGUGGACGACACCCCGGCCAAACCACUGCCGGAGGCGUCUCAGCUCAACUGCUGCCAAAGUGAAGCUAGUUCCAUUCGCUCCAGAGCUGCCAGCGAAGGUGUGACCUGCAGCCGUCUGAAGCAAGCUGUCCUCACAGACCUCUGGCAGACGCGAAAGCGUGCCGGCGUGUGGGUCAAUGCUGAGGAACCACCAAAGAAACGCGUCUCGUCCUCACUUCAGCCACCGGCCCCCGGAGCUCUCAACGUAGCGCUUUCAGAGGAGAGGAACCCGGCACCUAGCCGACAGUCGGUACUUAGCGAGCUACAGGAUGAGCAGCUGCUCUCAUAGUCAACAUGUGAUCAAUCCUAAGGCCAAACGUGAACAGCAGAUAAAAGACACGUCCGACGACGAUGACGAAAACCAAUGAACCGUUAUCUGUGCACAAAUGUGAAAUUGCACAGGUGUUGAACCCGAGUUGCCAUUGAUUAGCUGCCAAUGUUGAUGUUGAGUGAGGCUGCAGCCGUUGCGUUGCGGUGCAUGUAGAACAAUGCCGUUAUGAUGACCAUGAGGUGACUUCAGGUGGUCAGUGUAGGAUGACGACGGCUCGCUGCCGACUUUGGUGGAUGUCUUUUGUCGCCCUUUCUGAAGUGUAUGUGUCAGCAUGCCUCUGAAGUGCUGUGCGUUAUAAGGUGGGCCGGUGUUUUCAUGACAUUAUUACUGCUUUGUUCCUGUUUUGGGAGGGUGCCAGCGUGACAUAUUGCAUUUGUAUUAUAUUGACAGCAAUAAACAUGACAAAUCAAAA
Molecule: messenger RNA, 1338 nt
Organism: Amphibalanus amphitrite
Lineage: Eukaryota; Metazoa; Arthropoda; Thecostraca; Balanomorpha; Balanidae
Exons: 2
Coding region: 120-884 (254 amino acids)
Biological process (GO): regulation of cell cycle
Cellular component (GO): nucleus
Molecular function (GO): cyclin-dependent protein serine/threonine kinase inhibitor activity
Source: RefSeq, a predicted model, not a curated record